AUGGAGAACGUUUCUAACUUUCUCGCGGCGGCAGAGAACGUCUUUGGCCUCGCUCCUCAUCAACUCUUCCUUCCCAUGGACAUUGUCAACACAACUUCCACCCCCGACCCGUCGCUGUCUUGCGCAUCUGAUGCUGCCGCCGUCUCGGUCGGUUUUGACGAUCAGACGCCGGCCACUGACUCUGUGGCGUCGGUUGACGACUCUGUGACUCCGGUUGGCAAUCAGAAUGGUGCUUCAGACGAUGACUUUCUUGCCGACGAGCUCGCGGCGGUGGCAGCCGCCAUCUCGUCCAACCCGGCACUUGAAGUCGAGCCCGCAUCCGAGCCCGAGCCCGAGCCGGAGCCGGAGCCUGCGCCUGAACCCGAGCUCGCGCCCGAGCCCAAGUCCGCGCAGUCUGAGAAUGCAGCCAGGCCCGCGCCCAUGUCGCAGCAUGCUGCGGUGGCGAGGGCAGCCGGGCAUGCCCAGCGGCGCAAGGACACCGAGUCCGAGAUCGACCGUGAGCUGGUCAAGAUGCAGGUGGCCAUGUCUGAGCUGAUGGCCAUGGCGGCCGAGGAUGGGGCCCAGAAGGCCGGUGAAAGGGCCGAGCGGUGCACCGGUUGUGGCGAGCGGAUCUACAACAUGGGUGUGUCGGUGGUCAUUGACGAUGCGCGAUACCACAAGGCGCUCGACUGCCUGCCGACUAAGCCCAAGAGCCCGCUACUCGACGAGCUGCCGCGGGAGCGGUCGCGGCUCUCGAUGGUCCUGGAUGAUGCGCUGACGAUUCCGCUGGCCGCGCUCUCGCUCGACGAUGCGCUGAGCGAUGCUAUGAGCGCCGGUGGCGACGAUGACAAAGGCAAAGGUAGCGAGACCGCCGGCGCUGUGCCGGCGGCCGGCGAGAGCGCGCCACCCAGUGCGCUGCUUGCCCCUGACGCCAUGUCUAGGACCCGGUCGCGCCUCUCCAUGGUCUUACACGACACGCUUCUUGCCGAUGACGGUUCCAGCGGGCCCAACCCGGUCAUCACCGAACUCGCCGAGGCGAUCGGGUCCGGCAUCGCCGAUCUUGCCUCUGAGGCUGUGGCCGAGUCGGAGUCGGAUCCAGAGCCCGAGUCUGAGCCCCAACCCGAUGUGGAGCCGGAGUCGGCAAGGCCACAGCAAGCAACGCUCGCCAUUCCGGCGGUGACCCGGCUGCGCUCGCGGUCCAAGGCGCGAUCGCGGCUCUCGCUGGUGCUUGACGACGCGCUCGCGGUGCCGACGUUUUCGGAGAGCGAGUUUGACAUCUCUGAAUUUGACUCGCUCGCCCUCUCGUCCGACUCGGACGUCGACAACUACGAUGUUGAAUCCCUGGGCGGCGAUACGCCGUCGCUGCGGCCACGAAAGCACACGCUCGGCGCGCCGACGUCGACGGCCACGGCUGAUGCUGCGGCGGUUCUCCGCGACUGGGAGGCGCUGGACAAGGCCAUCCAGGCGCGUGAAAAGCUCAACAAGGUCCGGGCUGGACUCACCGCUAUGGCUUCGCUGUACGCACCAAAUACGCCAGAGCGCCUCGCCGUCGUCGAGCAGCUGAAGGCAUGCCGUGCCUCCCUUGCACUGCAGUCCGAGUGCAUCGAUCGGCUGGGUCCGGUCGACUCGCCGCGCUACGACUCUCUUCGAUCAGCCUAAAAUCGGCUCGCAUGAUCCGCCCUCCCAUUCAUGAUACCACCCGCAGUUAAUUAGACACAGGUGCACAACCC
Molecule: messenger RNA, 1709 nt
Organism: Thecamonas trahens ATCC 50062
Lineage: Eukaryota; Apusomonadida; Apusomonadidae
Exons: 2
Coding region: 1-1638 (545 amino acids)
Source: RefSeq, a predicted model, not a curated record